Molecule: messenger RNA, 1631 nt
Organism: Acyrthosiphon pisum (pea aphid)
Lineage: Eukaryota; Metazoa; Arthropoda; Insecta; Hemiptera; Aphididae
Exons: 2
Coding region: 20-1459 (479 amino acids)
Biological process (GO): DNA replication, removal of RNA primer
Molecular function (GO): RNA-DNA hybrid ribonuclease activity; nucleic acid binding
Source: RefSeq, a predicted model, not a curated record
AGAAAAUAUAGCAGUAAAAAUGGGUAACCACACAAUCAAGAGCCAAACUCAAGUCAAAAUCCUCGGGGUUAUCUUCGAUUCCAAAGCGUCAUGGCGCCCAUACAUACAACAUAUACAAAAAUCCUGUCUUUCUAGAAUCAAUUUGAUUAAAACACUUUCUCAUACAGCGUGGGGAGCACAAACUCAGAUGCUUCUGAAAAUCCAUAAAUCACUGAUCCUUUCCAAAAUAGACUACGGGGCCUCUCUAAUAUCCACCACCAAACCUUCUCACCUAAGAAUACUGGAAUCAGUACAUAACUCAGGGAUCCGACUUUCCAUAGGUGCGUUCCGAUCAAACCCCAUCAGUAGCAUACUCAACAUUGCCGGCGUUCCCCCAUUGGACAUAAGAUGGUCUGAACUAACAUUCAAAAUCGCAGCCAGAAUGGCCCGUGCCCCCCAAUGUCUUCACUCCUCACCUAACCUCAUUUUCGACAAUUACAAAAAAUAUGAUCUAGACAAUAUAUUGACAACUGAAAUCAGCAUAUCCCCUCCGUGGCUUAUCUCAAUAAACAUCAAUCUGGACCUACAUCAACUCCCAAAGAAAUCUACCAGCUCCUCCCAAUACAGAAACCUCUUCAUGGAAAUACUUUCAUCUAAACAACAGCACGCACUCAUAUACACGAACGCCUCUGUUGUGGCUAAUCGUGUUGGAAUGGCUAUCAUCCACGGGGACACACAUAUCCAAUGGAAACUAUCUAACAAGUGCUCUAUUUACACCGCUGAAGCACUAGCCAUCCUCAAAGCCAUUGAGUUUGCAACAAACAAAGUCGAAGCCAACCAGAUCAUUAUCCUCAGCGACUCCCUUUCUUCCCUCAUGAGUAUCCAGAACCACUGGAAACCUACUGACCUAGCUAGAAAAAUUCUUAAUGCACAUACCACCGCCUCCUUCGCCGGUAAACAAAUAUCUUACAUGUGGAUUCCCGGCCACUGCAACAUUGAAGGAAAUGAACUAGCUGACAAGGCUGCCAAACAAGCCCACCUUGCCAAUAACCCUCUCACGUCCCCGGUUUUUACAUACCAGGAUGUUAAGAGGAUCAUCGCUAUAGAGGCACAAAACCAAUGGGAAAACAAAUGGGUAGCACAGACAACCAAGUUACACGAGAUCAAAAGAACCACAUACCCAUGGCCGUUCCCCGCAAACAUCUCCAGGAAACAGGAGACAGCCAUUACUCGCCUCAGGAUAGGACACACAUACAUCACUCAUCAACACCUCAUGAAAGGAGAAGAACCUCCCGACUGCACUCAAUGCGGUUCCCCGCUCACCGUCAAACACAUCCUCACGGAAUGCCGAAGUUACGAGAACGAAAGGAGAGAACUGAAUCUUCCAGACCAGCUAGCCGAUUCACUCAGCCCCGAACAGAGAAACCUGACAACGACGUUGAAAUUUCUACACAACACAGGACUUCUAAACAAAAUUUAAUUUAUAAUAACAAACUGUUUUUUUUUUUUUCCUUUUUCAUUUUAAUGUAUCUCUUUACAAAAGUUUAACCCUGUACAGAAUUGUAUAGUAUUAUUGUCGUCCAAUGGCCAUAGUCGCCGCGGAUAUAAUAAAUAAUAAAAAAAAAAAAAUAAAUAAAUAAUUGUCAGAAAAU